Messenger RNA from Brassica rapa (field mustard), 1058 nucleotides. Its product is annotated as protein HIGH ARSENIC CONTENT 1, mitochondrial. Lineage: Eukaryota; Viridiplantae; Streptophyta; Magnoliopsida; Brassicales; Brassicaceae. Gene Ontology annotation, molecular function: catalytic activity. The record is from RefSeq and is a predicted model, not a curated record.
CCAUUUAGAAACUAUCUCAAAACUAAACCUCUCAAUAUGUUUCUCUUUAUGAAACAUCUCUCCAUAAGAACUCUUUUGAAGGAACGAUACCGGUACAAGAGGACCGAAGCAAACCAUUGACGUAGAAUCACCAACCAAAAGAGAGACCAGGUAAGGCUGAAACCUUUUGUGGUUCUUAAUUUGUACGCCUUAGACACUAAUCGUGAGAUCCGCGUCAUGAAAAUAAAAAAAUAGUUGGUCAACUUAUUUGUUACACUUUAUAAUUGAAUAAAUUAACAUAUACAUGAUCAAGUUGUAUAAUUUUAAGCCGUACUCUUUUAAGUCGUAUUCAUAUGUUCUUUCUUCAACCUUUAUCAUAUCAGAAGAAGACCCCCACAAAAGAAGAUCUAACAAGACAUCUCUUCAAGGCUUUCCCAUGGAGAAAACAAACACAAAGACUUUUGAGGAUGUUGAAAGUGUUGAUGUCUAUACAGCAAAAGGUUUGCUUACCAUUGGCCAUCAUAGAUAUCUCGAUGUUAGGACAAACGAAGAAUUCGCAAAGAGCCACUUUGAUGAUGCCUUGAAUAUACCUUACAUGUUCAAAACAGAUGAAGGUAGGAUUGUAAAUCCGGAUUUCCUUCCGCAAGUGGCAUCGGUUUGCAAGAAAGAUGACAAUCUGAUCGUGGCUUGUAAUUCUGGAGGAAGAGCAACUCGUGCUUGCGUCGAUCUUCUCAAUGCGGGGUACGAGCAUGUGGCUAACAUGGAGGGAGGAUACUCGGCUUGGGUUGACGCUGGUUUCGCCGGCGAUAAACCUGCCGCGGAGCUCAAGACCGCUUGCAAGUUCCGCCCUAAGGACAACUAAACCAGCCCAGUCUUGUUAUAAUUCACUAAAACAUCUCUAUCUUUUAUAUAUAAUCGGCUUGAUGCAAAAAUAUUUGAAAGUGCUGUUGUGGUGUUGUAUUAAGUUUGUCUCGAGCUCGAUGAAGCUGUUUGCAUGGAGUGUUACAUUGGGCAUGUUCAUUUGUCUAUCAAUCUGGAAGGAGAUAAUAUUAAAUUAUUAAUGUUUGUUUUGUGUUAAA